AUGUCGAACCUCCCAUUUUCUGUGGACAACAAAUGGAGAUUACUCGCAGUGAUGUGUGGGUUUUUUGGAAGUGGAUUUAUCGCCCCUUUCGUUAUAGUCAGACACCAGCUUCUUAAGAAAUGAAGAGGACAGACUGUAAUUGUGCUAAAUGGAGUUGAAGUCUUCUACACAUCACCUUUCAGUGGGAAAAGGAUAGGUGCAAUUGUGUACCAUGCUGGAUGUGUCUAAAUAAAAUCUUAAAUCUGAA
This is a messenger RNA of Aptenodytes forsteri (emperor penguin), 247 nucleotides long. RefSeq names its product cytochrome c oxidase subunit 7C, mitochondrial. Gene Ontology annotation, biological process: mitochondrial electron transport, cytochrome c to oxygen. Bases 1 to 123 code for a protein of 40 amino acids. The record is from RefSeq and is a predicted model, not a curated record. NCBI's taxonomy places the organism in Eukaryota, Metazoa, Chordata, Aves, Sphenisciformes, Spheniscidae. The transcript is spliced from 3 exons.